Exaiptasia diaphana is the source of this 1977-nucleotide messenger RNA. RefSeq names its product gastrula zinc finger protein XlCGF26.1-like. Gene Ontology annotation, cellular component: chromosome. Gene Ontology annotation, biological process: regulation of transcription by RNA polymerase II. The transcript has 3 exons. The coding region runs from base 369 to 1829 and encodes 486 amino acids. Gene Ontology annotation, molecular function: chromatin insulator sequence binding. The record is from RefSeq and is a predicted model, not a curated record. Lineage: Eukaryota; Metazoa; Cnidaria; Anthozoa; Actiniaria; Aiptasiidae.
UGAAUAUCAAUGUCAAGACAGAACCACUAACUGUCAGUGACGACUGGUUUGCUUACCAAACYGAUGCUGGARUCACUCUCUUUUACUACAACCGUAGAACUGAAGAACACAUAUGGAAUGUCUGUACUUGUUCAUGCUUUCAAAUGAAAAGGUUCAAUAAAGGUCGAUGCAUGCCAGAAUUAACUUGCACAGCCAGCCAAACUGAUUAGCAUUUAUCAACAAACCAAACCAAACGUCUGGUUUCCAAGUCAGUCCAAUCAGAAGCUAUUACGACUGAUGAAAAUGAAGAGCUACUUUCAGUGUCAUCUAAUGUAUCCAACAGGCUUCACUCUACUACACUAACAAGAGACACAGAGCUGGAUGAAAACAUGGCACUUGAUGUUGAUUUACUUGAAGACAUUGAUUACAUAGAAUUAAGUGAUGAUAGUGAUAAUGACAUUCAGCAACCAAGCAACAUUGAAGUCAAUGAAGACACUUUUCAGGUCAAUCAUGGUUCUUAUUCUGAAGGAGAUGAAGACGAUGAAGAUAUUUCUGAAAAUGAAAAGGAUUGCUUUUCUCCUGAGAAUCAGCAUCAACCUUCACAAGAUGACAAGCUGUUCAAAUGUUCAAAGUGUAACUUGGGGUUCAAGUGUGAGAGGCACUUGGASAAUCAUGAAAAGAUAAUACACAAUGGAACAAAACCUUUUAAAUGUGACUCUUGUGAUAAAGUGUUUGCCCAUAAGAACAGUUUAAAGAUUCACAAAGAAGCACACAAGAAUAAAGUAAGCAGCAAUCUAGAGGGAAGUGGUGUACUGCAUCAUACAAAGAAACAACAGGCAAUUCAAACAACAGAGAAGUCAUUCAAAUGCACAAUAUGCCAUAAAACUUUUACAAGACAGACUUCCUUGCUGACCCACAAAAUCAUCCACAGUAACAAGAGGCCUUUUAAGUGUACAAUCUGUGACAAGGCAUAUAAACGUAAGGAUCACUUAAAAAAUCACAAUGAACGAGCCCACAAUAGAGAGAAGCCCUUCCAAUGCACUGUUUGCAAGAAAGAUUUUACAUAUAAGGAGAACUUAAAAAAACACCAUCGAAUCCACCAUAAAGACUUAGCACAAGGCACUAGCUCAGAGAACCAGGGAAGAGAAGAGAAGUCAUUCAAAUGCACAAUAUGCAAUAAAACCUUUGCAUGUAAGAGCAGUGCUAAGCUCCAUCAGCGACUCCACACUGGAGAGAAGCCAUUCCAAUGUACUGUUUGCAAGAAAGAUUUUACAUAUAAGUGUAACUUAAAAACACACCAUCGCAUCCAUCAUGAAAACCAUACCAGUGCAAGUACAGAUAAAAAAGGCCACAGUGAAGUGAAGUCAUUCAAAUGCACAAUAUGCCAUAAAACCUUUACAAGACAGACUUCCUUGCUGACCCACAAAAUCAUCCACAGUAACAAGAGGCCUUUUAAGUGUACAAUCUGUGACAAGGCAUAUAAACGUAAGGAUCACUUAAAAAUGCACAAUGAACGAGCCCACAAUAGAGAGAAGCCCUUCCAAUGCACUGUUUGCAAGAAAGAUUUUACAUAUAAGUGUAACUUAAAAACACACCAUCAAGGCACCUUGAAAGUCACAGUUUGCAAGAAAGCUGUUACAUCGAAACAGAACUUAAAGAUCCAUUAUCRAAUCMACAGUGGAGAGAAACUAUUUCAAUGCACAAUCUGUAGUGAAGGCUUUGCAGUUAAGAUAAACUUAAAAAGGCACCAUCGAAUCCAUACUGGGAAAAAACCAUACCAAUGCACUAUCUGCAAUCGAACUUUUGCAUGGAAGCAGUACUUUUUAGUGGCACAUCAUCGAAUUCACUAGCAAGAAGAAUAMUUGGAAACCUUAGUAAGUUGUACCAUAAAAGCCACAGUGAAGGAUUAAUUUUCAAUAAUCUGUACUAACUAGUUUAUGUAGGGUAAUGGCCUCGCUCCUCGGCUUAUUGAAAAUUUAAUUCCAUUGUAUUGGAAAA